GUGACGCGGCUCCGCGGCGGAGGGAGCGUACGCUGCGAGUUCCGAGGGGCGCGGCGGCGGCGGCUGCGACAAUGAGUUUCCUUGGAGGCUUUUUCGGUCCCAUUUGUGAGAUCGAUGUUGUCCUUAAUGAUGGGGAGACCAGGAAAAUGGCCGAAAUGAAAACUGAAGAUGGCAAAAUAGAAAAACAUUUCCUCUUCUAUGAUGGAGAGUCUGUUUCAGGAAAGGUAAACCUAGCCUUUAAGCAACCUGGAAAGAGGCUAGAGCAUCAAGGAAUUAGAAUUGAAUUUGUAGGUCAAAUUGAACUUUUCAAUGACAAGAGUAAUACUCACGAAUUUGUAAACCUAGUGAAAGAACUAGCCUUACCUGGAGAGCUGACUCAGAGCCGAAGUUAUGAUUUUGAAUUUAUGCAAGUUGAAAAGCCAUAUGAAUCAUACAUCGGGGCCAAUGUCCGCUUGAGGUAUUUUCUUAAGGUGACUAUCGUGAGAAGACUGACGGACAUGGUGAAAGAGUAUGAUCUCAUUGUUCACCAGCUUGCCACCUAUCCUGAUGUUAACAACUCUAUUAAGAUGGAAGUGGGCAUUGAAGACUGUCUACAUAUAGAGUUUGAGUAUAACAAAUCAAAGUAUCAUUUAAAGGAUGUGAUUGUUGGGAAAAUUUAUUUCUUACUAGUAAGAAUAAAAAUUCAACACAUGGAGUUGCAACUGAUCAAAAAAGAGAUCACAGGAAUUGGACCAAGCACCACAACGGAGACAGAAACAAUCGCCAAAUACGAAAUCAUGGAUGGUGCCCCAGUAAAAGGUGAAUCUAUUCCAAUAAGACUGUUCUUAGCAGGCUACGACCCGACUCCAACAAUGAGAGAUGUGAACAAAAAGUUUUCGGUCAGGUACUUCUUGAACCUCGUGCUUGUUGACGAGGAAGACAGAAGGUACUUCAAGCAGCAGGAGAUCAUCUUAUGGAGAAAAGCCCCUGAGAAGCUGCGGAAACAGAGAACCAACUUUCACCAGCGAUUUGAGUCACCAGACUCGCAGGCGUCUGCUGAGCAGCCUGAAAUGUGAACUGAAUGGAAAGAGAAACUGUUCCCUUGAAGCCAGCGGGAGAGCUGGCUGCAGCGUGCAGGGGCGGCCGGGGCCCCAUCCAUGGCAGUCUUCCUUGAUCUGGUGGGGCUGCGCGUGUUUCCAGCCUAAUUACCGUUCUUCAUGUACACACCUUUUUAAAAGUGCUUGCUUUGAGACACUGGACCUUCUUACGCUGCCUUUUUUUGUGUGCACUGAUGACGUGCUCAGACGCAUUGGCAUAAGCAUUAAAGAUCUUCAUGUGUGUAGGCUGAUCCUGUGAUGUUGCUUCUUCCUGCGUGAUGGUGAAAGUCCUUUUCCUUUUUAUGCUAGUGAUUACCUCCUUUUCUCUACAUGCAAAAAUUAAAUAUUUUGUGUUAAAAUUGGAAAACCCGAGUGGCCCUUGUAUCCUGCAGAUAUUCAAAACAUGGUUUCUCUAUUUUUUGAGACUUAAACAUGUUUUAGCAAUUCGUUUCUGAAAUGAGCAUACAAUGUCCCACUGCAGGUCCAUUUUGUGGCUUCAAAGUCUUCGCAGGCAUAUAUUAAAUUCCCCCCCAAGGACUUACGAGGAAUGUCCUCUUGCUUCCCUGCUUCCUUAAUAACUGUUUUAUUACUACCUUGUGUGUUCUGCUAUGUGGAGUUAACGUAUGUUGGCAUUUUAGAACUUGUUAAAACUAUACCAUUUUUCCUUAAAUACUUUAAGACGUAUGUGUAUAUAUAUUUUUAUAAUUUGAGGAAUCUUUGCCAUAUGUAUGCAAAUCUCAUUCUCUUUACAGAUUUAUUCAGUUUUCAGUAGAAAACUUAAGGGAUGGGAAGAUUCAGGAGGAAUGUCGAAACACAUGUAGUUAUUCAAAUCUGGACCAUUUUAUAUUUGUUAACUGAAGUUUGGCUAGUUCAAACUCACAUUUAAACAUUACCUAGUGAUUUUAUUUAGGACAACAACAACACUAAAUUCAACAGUCUCUAAAAAGUUUGUCGCCAUCUGUCUCUCCACGUGUGGGGCCUGAGCACUGAUCCGCUGAACGGAACAUGAGCCCGGGACAAAGGCGCCCUGUGGAUGCUUCCUUCACUUUGCUUCAUUGGGUUUGUACCAGUAUCUAUCUGUUCAUGCACUUCACUGCAGUUUUGUCAGCUAACCUUCCCUUAUGAGUAAGCAAAACAACCCAAAUCACAUUUCCUUCAGCCUGUUUUACUACUAUGGCACUUUGAUACAAUGGCCAGUCACCACCUCCUGCACUGGCCACAGGUUCUGUAUUCUGCUACUGGAGCCGCCGGUUUCCACACGGACCCCUACAAGGGGCAGUGCUCGCCUCACUGAAGUGCCUGUUCAGGGUGUCGGAAACUGAAAAUGCCAAAUAUUUUCAUGGUCACUUGCAUGUAGUCAUCCAGAAGAGAUCCAGAGAGAUUUUGAAGACCCAACUGUAUUUAACCAGCCUCGAGUUGUGCAUCAAUGAUAUAAUAAAGACUUUGAAACAAAAACUGAA
Jaculus jaculus (lesser Egyptian jerboa) is the source of this 2536-nucleotide messenger RNA. RefSeq names its product VPS26, retromer complex component A (gene Vps26a). The record is from RefSeq and is a predicted model, not a curated record. Gene Ontology annotation, cellular component: retromer complex; endosome. The transcript is spliced from 9 exons. Lineage: Eukaryota; Metazoa; Chordata; Mammalia; Rodentia; Dipodidae. Bases 72 to 1055 code for a protein of 327 amino acids. Gene Ontology annotation, biological process: retrograde transport, endosome to Golgi; intracellular protein transport.